AACUUUUGCGAUUGUCACCAGAGGAGGGCGAGGGCUGUAAAACUCAACUCGUCCCUUCUUUUCUUGUGUGUCUGCCACUUUUCUUUCUUGUUUCUGGACUGCACAAUAACCAGCGGCACGCAUUCGCCUACAUUUUCUUCAGUUCAACUUUGAUCUUAGCGUCAGUAGGAGCCUUGAAUGCAGAUUUCCACGUCUGAAAACUUAUCAUUGAAGCAUGAGCGCUCCCAAAGUCAUAACUUUAAGUCAAAUAUUUGAUGGCCGAGGGGGACGAGGAUGAGUUUUGCACUGCGCUUAACCGGUACAAAACCGCUCUGGAAAUGUACCUGCAGUCUGCGGUGAAAUCCAACAAACAUCCAGCCGUUAUCUUUUUUGCCCAUCUUGGCCAAACAGUACAUGGUUUACAAAAGGAGACAAGGAGGCAAACACGGGAACUAGAAGGCACAUUAAGACUUCCGCGGUGCACGCAUGAAUGGAGAACUGGAGGCGAGUUGACUUGUACCCCCUCUGAACAUGCUGGCUCUGAGUGUGGAGCAGGGCAGGCGAGGGGGUGCUCAUGUUGAUCAUCUGCAGAAGGAGGCUGCCGUCGGAUGGCAGGGCCGGCAGUCUCCUGAGCAGGGGCGUAACAUCAAGGAGAGGAUCUCCCAGUGGGAAGGUCGCAGCAAGGAUGUUUCCGUGAAGGCCAAGCCUCUGAGUGUCGCCCGAAUUCCGUCUGAGGCUGUCCUGAGCAAUGGGGGUUCAAACAAGGGCCUUCAUACUCAAGAUUCUGCUAGAGCUCAGAAUUUGGCUUUAGAUUUUCGGGAAUCUCAAGCACAAUCAAGAAACUGCAGGAUUAGUCCAAAGUCUGAGUCCUCGCACAAAUGCUCCACAAAAAUUUUCACCUCAAGCCCAGGAGACAAGCCGAUACAAAGACUGAUGUCGCCUUUUCUAGAUUCCAACACAGACAAAGUCGCAGUCGAUGGCGAGCGAAAAUCAGACGGCGUCUUUGACGUCGAUGCCGAGACCAAACAUUUUUCACACUUAGCCGACGACAACAUGCCGGCUGGGAACUUUUAUACUUCUCGGGGUUUCUGGCGGAGUCUCGAAGGGGGCCGAUUUCUUUGGGAGAAAGGCAGAGCAUCCUUAGGUGAAGCUCCUCCUAAACCGCAGCGGACAUUCAAGUAUCAGGGAGGUCAAAAGGACGUACUGCCACGGAACAGCGGAUCAACUCAAAACAACCACGGCAGUGGCAGGGAUCACAGGGUAGCCCGUCCACCGAGCUUCCGACCCCCUCCCUGUCCCGUCGCCAGGACCAAUGGACUUUCAAGGCAUCAAAAUAACAGGAGGUCCUUUGAGUACGAGGACGCACUGCAUCCCGCUGUUAAGCAAGACACGCUGCGAAGCCAAACGAGGCACUCGGGCCUUCACCAUGCAUACUCUGAUGAUAAUAUUUAUGAAGACAUCGUCUGUGAAGUGACCAGAGAGAACCCUUAUGAGGAUGUCAAGUUACCCCCUAUGUGUCUUCCUGUCAACAGGCCUCAGAGCACAAAGCUCCACAUAAAACCCCAAACCAUAGGGGGGGCAUCUUGCAAAGUGGCGAGGAGGACAAUGCCACCAUUAAGAUCAACCAUCGCCGAUGAUCCCAAGUCUGCGACCCCUCGACGCAUAAGCGCUCCUAAAAUUCAGAGGACUCCCCAGUAUGUCAAUAAGAUCAAGACAAUAUUUGAUGACAAACGAGGGAGGAAGCGAGUGAAAAACCAAGGAGUUCCAGUGCGAGGGGAGACCAGCGGGACUGAGAGUGACCCCGAAGACAACGGCAAAGCAGGUUUAAGGAGAUCCGUUUACAAACAGUCCACACUGAAGCGGAGGCCAGGCUACCGCACUCUGGAGAAAGAUCUGAUCCAGGCACAGCAGCAGCAGCUUUUCCAGAUGUUUGUGGUGGUUUCUCUGAGGAAAGGUUCCCCAGCCAAUACCUACUCCCCUGAAAUAACACAACAGUUCCCAAAAAUGUUUGAAAAGUCAUCCAGACUCUCCAAGGAAGCCGAAGAUCAGCUCAAGGUCAUUCCCAAAUUCUGUUUUCCUGACAUACGCGACUGGAAGCCUUCAUCGCACACACCAAGUGAAACCUUCUCCUUUGUCCUGACUGGAGAAGACGGGAGCCGUUGGUUUUGUUACUGCCGUAAGAUCCUGCCCAUCGGAAAGGGCAAAAGGCUCCCUGAGGUUCAUUGUGUCGUCAGCAAGUUGGGCUGUUUCAACCUGUUUGCGAAGAUUUUAGAGGAGGUGGAGCGGCGUCGAGAAAUCUCCCCGGCACUAGUUUACCCUUUUAUGCGUAGCGUGAUGGAGGCGCCUCUCCCUGCUCCAGGCCGCACAGUCAUGGUCAAGAGUUUCCUGCCUGGCACCGGGAAUGAGGUGCUAACUCUGUGUCGUCCGGUCGACUCCAGACUAGAGCAUGUGGACUUUGACACGCUGCUCCAGUGUCUCAGCGUGGGAAACCUCCUGCAGGUGUUCGCUUCCCUUCUGCUUGAGAGGAGGGUCAUCUUCGUCGCUGAAAAACUCAGUGUGUUGUCCCGUUGCGGCCACGGAGUGCUGGCGCUGUUGUACCCGUUUACCUGGCAGCACACCUUCGUGCCUGUGCUUCCUACCAGCAUGUUGGACAUCAGCUGCUCCCCCACGCCUUUCCUCAUCGGGGUGCUAGCCCCUUGCUUGCCGCAGGUGCUUGAACUCCCAAUAGAGGAGGUGCUCAUUGUCGAUUUGUGUGCAGAUGAGAUUGUCACUCAGCUCGGGGAUGAGGACUGCAUCCUGCCAAGUAAACUGCAAGCAGCAUUACAGCAAAUUCUGGAAGAGCGGGAAGAAAUUCUUAAGCAGGACGACGCAGAUACGGCUGAAGACCAGCCGGUGGACUUGUGCUCCCUGAUAUCGGAGGCCUUUGUGCGCUUCUUUGUGGAGCUGGUGGGCCACUAUCCUCUCCACAUGACCGAGUCCUCCAACGGGAGCAGGGAGCUUCAGCGCGACAACUUCCGCAAGUCUCACCCGUCGCGCGGCGUCCGUCAGUUCUUGCAGCUCUUCAUGGAAUCGCAGAUGUUUGCCGGCUUCAUUCAGGACAAAGAGCUGCGCAAGGGAGGAGGAAGAGGGCUGUUUGAAACUAGAGUGGCUGAAUAUUUGGACUCUUCUUCUGACCCUGAACCGAGCGGAGUCAACAAGUUUCUUAAAGGACUGGGAAACAAGAUGAAGCUUCUACAAAUAAAAUGAAAAUGAUCAACCAACAUUUCUGUUUUCCAAUGUAAUCGUAAUUUAAGGAGGAAAACGUGACAUUUUAGGAAGUAAUUGUUUUCACUGGAAAUGUAUUCUAGCUUCUGUAUGUUUAUGAGUGACUCAGGACAGUAUGUCUCUGUGGAGCUGUAACAAAUAUACCUUCAAAUGGACCUCUCUCGUCAACAUUUGUGGUUGCAAUAAUUGUCUUGUUUAUGUUUUAAUAUUGGAAUCUUUUCAGUUUAUAUUUGCAUGAAAAGUGUAAAGUGGCAUGUUUAGGACUAGUCUGAUUUUGUACAAAGUCAUCCACGGCAAAAUCUGAAGAAAAGCUGUGUUUAUUUGUCUGCGUUUGAUCUAAAAGUUGAGAAUUAUUGUCUGAUCAUAACAUUUCAGUGUUAGACUGAGUCUCCUCUUACGGAAUCUGGAUUUGUACAUAUUUAUUGUUUUUUUUUUCUUAGAUAUUUUGCACAUUGUUGAGAACCUGUGAAAAACAUUUUGAGACUUUUUUUUUUUUUAAAUAAAUAGUCAUGGGUCCCGCAUAAGUGGGCUACAAGAACAGCAAUGCA
Messenger RNA from Hippocampus comes (tiger tail seahorse), 3791 nucleotides. RefSeq names its product DENN/MADD domain containing 2C (gene dennd2c). NCBI's taxonomy places the organism in Eukaryota, Metazoa, Chordata, Actinopteri, Syngnathiformes, Syngnathidae. Bases 511 to 3225 code for a protein of 904 amino acids. The transcript has 20 exons. The record is from RefSeq and is a predicted model, not a curated record.